AUGACCGGCAAGGAGGUUGAAUCCAUCAGCCCCUACGGCCCAGCCCGGUCGACGGUCAAGGGCGAGCCGCUUUCCAAGGAAGACAUUGACAAGUACAAUGACUACUUCAAGGCCAGCUUGUAUCUGUCCUUGGGCAUGAUCUUCCUCAAAGAGAAUCCCCUCCUCCGGGAGCCCCUCAAGAAGGAGCACAUGAAACUGAGGUUACUCGGCCACUUUGGAUCGGCCCCCGGCCAAAUCUUCACCUGGAUGCACUUCAACCGCCUCAUUAAGAAGUACGACCUCGACUCCAUCUUCAUUUCCGGCCCGGGCCAUGGCGCCCCGGCCGUCCUCUCCCAGUCCUACCUCGAAGGUGUCUACUCCGAGGUCUACCCGGAAAAGUCAGAGGAUAUAGAUGGCUUGCAAAAGUUCUUCAAGUCCUUUUCCUUCCCCGGCGGCAUUGGCUCACACGCUACCCCCGAGACCCCAGGCUCCAUCCAUGAGGGCGGAGAGCUCGGCUACUCCGUCUCCCACGCCUUCGGUGCCGUCUACGACCACCCCGAUCUCAUCGCGCUGACCAUGGUCGGCGACGGAGAGGCCGAGACCGGCCCGUUGGCGACCGCGUGGCACAGCACGAAAUUCCUCAACCCCAUCGUAGACGGCGCCGUUCUGCCUGUCUUGCACCUUAACGGUUACAAGAUCAACAAUCCCACCAUCUUGGCCAGGAUCUCCCACAAGGAGCUAGAGAACCUGUUCCUCGGCUACGGCUGGCAGCCCUACUUUGUCGAGGGCGACGAUGUCGACACCAUGCACCAGGCCAUGGCCGCCACCCUGGAGCACUGCGUCCUUGAGAUACGCAGGUUCCAGAAGCAGGCUCGCGAUUCCGGCAAGGCAUUCCGCCCCAUCUGGCCUUUGAUCGUGCUCCGCAGCCCCAAGGGCUGGACCGGCCCCCGCAAGAUCGACGAUAACUACAUGGAGGGCUACUGGAGAGCCCACCAGGUCCCCGUCCCCAACGCCGCCACCAACCCCGAACACCUGAAGAUCCUCGAGAAAUGGAUGCGCAGCUACGAGCCCGAGCGCCUCUUCAAAGACGGCCGCAUCUCGGACGAGCUCAAGGCGCUGUGCCCGACCGGCAACCGUCGCAUGAGCGCCAACCCGGUCGCCAACGGCGGCGUCCUCAGAAAGCCGCUUAAGCUUCCCGACUUCAGAAACUACGCCAUCAAGGUCGACAAGUCCGGCGGCACCAACGCCGCCAGCAUGAACAACAUGGCCACCUACCUGAGAGACGUCAUCGCCCUGAACCAGACCAGCUUCCGCCUCUUCGGGCCCGACGAGACUGAGUCCAACAAGCUCGGCGCCGUCUACGAGGCCGGCAAGAAGGUCUGGAUGGGCGAGUACUUUGAGGAGGACGCUAACGGCGGCAACCUAGCCCACAAUGGACGAGUUAUGGAGAUGCUUUCCGAGCACACCUGUGAGGGUUGGCUCGAGGGUUACAUCCUGACCGGACGUCACGGUCUGCUCAACAGCUACGAGCCAUUCAUUCAUGUCAUUGACUCUAUGGUCAACCAGCACUGCAAGUGGAUCGAGAAGGCGCUUGAGGUUGAGUGGCGCAACAAGAUCGCCUCGCUCAACAUCCUCCUAACGGCCGUUGUCUGGCGGCAGGACCACAACGGCUUCACCCACCAGGACCCUGGGUUCCUCGACGUCGUCGCCAACAAGAGCCCCGAAGUCGUCCGCAUCUACCUCCCACCCGACGGCAACUGCCUGCUCUCGACCAUGGAUCACUGCCUGGCGUCGUCCAACUACGUCAACGUGAUCGUCGCUGACAAGCAAGACCACUUGCAAUACCUCACAAUGGACAAGGCCGUAGAACACUGCACCAAGGGCAUCGGCAUCUGGCCGCAGUUCAGCACCGACCAGGGCGAGGAGCCCGACCUCGUCAUGGCCUCGUGCGGCGACAUCUCGACGCACGAAUCCCUGGCGGCCAUCGACCUGCUGCUCCAGCACUUCCCCGACCUCAAGGUCCGCUGUGUCAACUGCGUCGACCUCUUCAAGCUCAUCUCCCACGAAGACCACCCACACGGCCUCACAAACGCCGAGUGGGUCUCACUCUUCACCGACGACAAGCCCGUCAUCUUCAACUUUCACUCGUACCCCUGGCUCGUCCACCGCCUCACGUACAAGCGGCCCGGCAACAUGAACCUCCACGUCCGCGGCUACAAGGAGAAGGGGAACAUCGACACGCCCCUCGAGCUCGCCAUCCGCAACCAGACGGACCGCUUCAGCCUCGCCAUGGACGCCAUCGACCGCAUGCCCCAGCUGCACAACCGCGGCGCCGCCGCCCGCGAGGCCUUGCGCAAUCAGCAGAUCGCCGCCCGUAUCGAGGCCUUUGAGACGGGCAUGGACCCGCCCUUUCUCAAGAACUGGACCUGGUCCCACAACGGCCUGUGGAAACAGACCGUAUCCAAGAUCACCAACUAG
Messenger RNA from Colletotrichum destructivum, 2457 nucleotides. Its product is annotated as Putative xylulose 5-phosphate/Fructose 6-phosphate phosphoketolase, thiamine diphosphate-binding. Gene Ontology annotation, molecular function: aldehyde-lyase activity. The coding region runs from base 1 to 2457 and encodes 818 amino acids. Lineage: Eukaryota; Fungi; Ascomycota; Sordariomycetes; Glomerellales; Glomerellaceae. The record is from RefSeq and is a predicted model, not a curated record. The transcript has 2 exons. Gene Ontology annotation, biological process: carbohydrate metabolic process.